Molecule: messenger RNA, 1752 nt
Organism: Kluyveromyces lactis
Lineage: Eukaryota; Fungi; Ascomycota; Saccharomycetes; Saccharomycetales; Saccharomycetaceae
Product: SANT/Myb-like DNA-binding domain-containing protein
Exons: 1
Coding region: 1-1752 (583 amino acids)
Biological process (GO): regulation of DNA-templated transcription
Cellular component (GO): nucleus
Molecular function (GO): RNA polymerase II cis-regulatory region sequence-specific DNA binding; DNA-binding transcription factor activity, RNA polymerase II-specific
Source: RefSeq, a predicted model, not a curated record
AUGACUGCACCAAAAAACGUUUCCAGUAGGACUCCGAGUUCGUGGGAACCUCAGGACGAUGUCUUGUUGCGACACUUGAAAGAGGUGAAAAGACUGGGAUGGAAGGAUAUUGCUCAGUAUUUUACGAAUAGAACUCCUAACGCGUGCCAAUUUCGGUGGAGAAGGUUAAAAUCUGGCAGUUUAAAGACGGUGAAGUCGCCAGAGGAGGAGGAUGAGGAGGAGGAUGAGUUGUUAAAUGUGACUGUUCCAGUACUUGCUCCAAUGGCUGUUUCUGCAGGACCUACGUUGAGCGCGGAAUCUUUAAACACUGGGUCCUCUUCGACGGCGAAGAAGAAUACGGCAAAGAAGUCUAGUUCUACGGGACCGAUGCCCAUGCCCAUGCCAAUUCCGACCUCAAAAGUUACCAAUAGUGCCGUUCUUUCGUCACCUCAUGGGUUGAAUGGUAGUGGGAGUGCUACUAAUAAUAACAAUAGCAACAUGGGUGUUUUUUCGUCAUCUGCUGCUACAGCUGGAUCUAGUGUCCUAUCGGUAAACGGACUUGCACAUUCCGGAUCGUUGUCCAAGUCUCCGUUCUCUACUGCUUCUCCUGCUCCUCAUGGGAAAUUUAUAAAGCCCAGGUCUUCCUCUCAUUCACAGGACGCCCCACCAAAUAUGCCCCAUUUCAAUGAUCAAGAGGAAAAUUUUGGUUUUAUUCCAAAAGUCUUCAUCAAGAGUAGACGUGGUUCCGCGGUCGUUGUGAAUAACACUCCACAAUCGAACUUGCCAAACCUGGCCAGUACGAAAUCAAGGAAAAAUUCCUUCUCCUCGCGCUCCAGACGUUCCUCUUUCAACGUAGCAUCCGACAGGCAUUUCAUCCCAAUGUCUUCUAACGGAUCUUCUAGAAGAUCUUCCGUUGUUGUCAUGCCUUCAUCAACUUUGCCCGCAUCUUCCGCGAAUCCAAGGAGAGAAAGCUUCACGACGAAUCCAUCUAUGUCUAGAAGGAACUCUGUCUCUCAGUUUAGACGUGAGUCUAUGCAAGCAGGUUUCAUUGAUAUGCCCAUAAAACAAAGCUCUCAACCCCCUCCUUCAUCCGUAUGUGCCGUUGGAUCAUUCAAUGGCUUUGCAAAACCUUGGUCUGGCGAUGAGGAUAAGUUGUUGGUAGAAAAACGUCAAAGGUACCACUUGUCCAUUGAUGAGCUUUCAAUCUUGUUACCUCAUAGAUCAGAACAAGAGAUCCAAUGGAGAAUGGAUUCGUUACAUAUAACGCCUAGCGAUGCAGUUAGUACUGCUAGUCCUUCCGCCAAUGUUAAUCAAUCGAGUUCUUCAGAUGAGGUCCACUCUACUUACUCACCAGAUACUGCCGUAGAGGAGCAUGACGACAUUGACGAUGUUGAUGUUGAUGUAGAGAUUGUUGGCCGCAUGGAAGACUCUAUUGCCCCAACUCAGCUAAGAGAUGAAUCUCCUACGUUUUCUCAAACAUCUUCGACUGGUUCUUCCGCUCGUGAGAGAUCGCCAGUGUUUUCACCGGACGCUCAUUCCUUGAGAGACCAUUCUCCAACUAUUUCUGAUGUGAACAACUCAUCUUUUUAUGGCAAUAGGAUGCCUGCCAGCGUACCGAAGCAAAUUCUUCAAACACAGGCUAGUAAUGAACAAACGCCCCAGUUCACUCCGAAUUCAUCGCAAUCUCCUCAACCACCACAAAACCAUCGACUACCGCAAGUGCCAACUCAGCCACUGCCUAGUUUGAAUACGAUAUUCAAGCACAUUGUUUGA